Messenger RNA from Gossypium arboreum, 835 nucleotides. Its product is annotated as signal recognition particle 9 kDa protein-like. Gene Ontology annotation, cellular component: signal recognition particle, endoplasmic reticulum targeting. The transcript has 3 exons. The record is from RefSeq and is a predicted model, not a curated record. NCBI's taxonomy places the organism in Eukaryota, Viridiplantae, Streptophyta, Magnoliopsida, Malvales, Malvaceae. The coding region runs from base 330 to 662 and encodes 110 amino acids. Gene Ontology annotation, biological process: SRP-dependent cotranslational protein targeting to membrane. Gene Ontology annotation, molecular function: 7S RNA binding.
GUUGAACUAUAAUGGCGUUUUUAGUGGAAACGCCGCAGAAAGGGAAAGUCAAAAUCCCCAAAUUUUUUUUACCCGCUCAUUACUCCCUCUUUUUCUCAUCUCCGUCGCGCCCUAAAUCCCCCAAAUAACUCUCAAAAUUUGCCCCCAAAUUUCCCAUUUCCAGCAACACAAGUCAAUACACCUACACCAAUCACACUUCUUCUUCCAUUUCAUUUCUUCAAAGGUAGUAGUAGAAAUGGGAGUUCUAGGAAAUCUGGUCGAUUUGAGAUUUUUCUUUCUUUUUUGUCUCUGGGAUUUGAGAGUUGUGAAGGUUAAGAAGGUCUUGAGUGAUGGUAUUACUAGAGAAGUUAGGUAGAUUUAAACAGCAGCAGGAGAAGUGUCAGUCGAUGCUCUCCAACAUUGCAGCAAAAUUAGCAUCUUCUAGUUCCACUCCAAAACCUGCACCUGCGGCCACCUCCCCCUUUUCCUUGUUGUCUGCCUGCAAAAUCAUGUGCCUUAAGUUCAAGACAGAUCAAGCACAGGAGGCCAAGAAGAUGGAGAAACUGAACAAUAUAUUCUUUACCUUGAUGGCUCGGGGACCUGAUGUGGAAAUGUCAGAAAUUACAGGGAAAGAACAGAUCGAAGCCCAACCAGCAAAGAAGGGAAGAGGAAGAAAACAGUAGCUGGAUUUUCUGCUUAACACAUUGGGUUCUUAAACAAAUACUAUAGGACCCUCUGAAUUUUAGAGAGAAAUCGUGACUUUUUAUGAAUUGAAAAUGCUGAGAUUGUCAAAAUUUUCCUGGAAAAUUUAUCAUGUUUUCUAGAUUCCAUUGAAUGAAGAGAUUCACUUUCUGUA